AUGGUGAAUGUUGGUGUGAGCGAUGGUAUGGGUACGGCAGUAGCAACGGUAGAGGCGAAAAAAGCAGACGAGACGACCGCGGUCUUUACGCUCGACAAAGCGCCGUCGUGCGCAAGCUCUGGCGAACUGAAGUUACCAGAUUUGUAUUCGGCUCUCAGCGUUACAGAUUUACGCGAACUGGCGUUUGAAAUUGUUUGCUCGGUACAGAUGGACGAAGAGCAGUUAGAAACGGCUCGCAUCGCCUUAGAUAUCGACCAGGAACUUGCUGACAAGAUUCAAAAGCAUUCUGAGAAAUUCGCGCCAGCCAUCAAAGAGGAGGGGAUCUCAGCGCGUAUCCAUCUGCGCGCGAUGAUAUCCGCGAUAGAGCAUUUUAAUGGCCCUCUCGGCGAGGGUGAGCAGUUUUUCAAGAAGCGUUGUCGCGCAGCAUGCGAGCUGUUGUGGGCGCGUCAUUGCUCUGAGCAAAACGCGAGUGCGAGCAAGAAGACAGCAGCGAAGCAUGAUUCAGACGACGAUACUCCGAAUCUUACGACACAAAACGUAUUGUCCGAGAUAAACAGAAUGUUGACGCUUCCUGAAGUCGACGCCACAUGGGUCGAGUCGGCGAUUGAGAUGAUUGAAUCCGUAAUCGAAAGCGAAAAGAACGGUUUUGGGUACCCUGGCAUCUUUGGUAUGAAGUUAUACGUCGAACUUUUAAGCGCAGUCUUUGACCAGGUGGAAGAUUACACUCUGGCAUACGAUGCAACGACCAUCAUUGACAGCUUUCAACCCGUGGCAUGCGCUUUGGGUUUGACAGAUGAAACUUCUAGAGGUGUGAUGCUGGCGUUUGCCGUAGUCAGGCAAGCGAUCGCAGCCAUGAAAGACGUGGGAAUAGACUACGACGAAGGAUCACCAGCGCUGGCUCUUUUAUCAAAAGCGAGAGAUAGUUUGCAUCGUACGGAGACGAAAAUGUCGCCGGCGGUUGCUUCAGCGGUGAGUUCUAUUCUGAGCUGGGGCAGAUUCAUGCUGCACGACUUCAUGCACACCGUCGCGCCACCAGCGACACACGAUGAUCGUGACAUCCUGAUGAUCGAUCCAGAGGUGUUUGACGUUAUUGUUGACAUCACUUACGACACAGCGCAAAUGUUGGGUCUAGAUGGUGUCGCUAUUUUGAAGGAUGCUUGUCAAAAGUCUGCGUGCGCAGAGUAUGAUCGCGUUCGCACCGCUGCGAUGGAGGAUGCGAAUGUACAAGGCGGUGAUGCAACGUGUACCUCCCUCCGAACGAUCGCUCAAACGACAGCACACAGCGCCGAUCAGUUCUCUGCGCAUCUAGAACGGUACAUAGUGACCUCCCCUGGAAUGAGUUCCAACGUGACGGGAUGCUUUGCUGCUCAACUCGGCGACCGCUUCAAGAAAGAUUUAUACGCUUGGCUCGAGUCAGGACCGCAACUCAAUGUUCAAUCUUUAGAGACUAUAUGGACGGUUGGUGAUCUACAAAACGCACUCGUCGCUACUGGUGGUGAUGCGGUCGAGCCCAUGGCGUUAGAUGAGCGCACGUCUGUUCUCGUGUUCACUUGGCUGAAUGUGAAAAUUGACGAUUUAAACACCAUCGUCGAUCGAUGCAUCUCGACCGAGAGAUGGAAAGUAAACAAGGAUAGCGCUCCCGUUCCGAGUGCAGUCGACUUUUUACGAGCCGUGAACGAGACGUUGGAUGGUUUUUUCUCGUUGAAAAUCCCUGCGCACGUGAGCGCUUUGAGAGCGCUGACUGAGGGCAUCGACGCCGCUGUGCGAAAGUAUUCAAGGUCUGCCGUUCAAUCGCUCGGUUCGGCUGAAGAGAUCGUGCCGCCAAUACCUACUAUGACACGGUACAAAAAGGCUAUAGUCGACGAUCUCCACAACAAUUUCAAGUCCGAAGAACCGCCACGAUUUUCUUUUGAAGAAGGAUGCGUCGGUGCGUCGACGCUGCGUUUGACUUCACUGAAAUUCCUCAUGGAUAAGAUGUACUUGCUUGAGCAAGAAAUCAUUCCGAAGUGGAAAAGUAUGCAACGUUCUGCGUCACUGCUGACUCAUCCCAACGCGGAACACGUCGUGCCGAGUGCAGAUUGGUUUGAAGGCAUGAUGGCUGGGGCGAGACAGGCGCUUCGCCAGAGCAUGAGUCAAAUAGCGAACCACAUGGCGUACAGCGUUAUCUAUCGGGAUUUGAGCGGCGCAAUUCUACAUAACAUCUAUGCGCAAGGCGUUCAUAGAAGUUCGCACAACAUCAGCACUGAGAUAUUGCCGUACUUGGAUGGCGUCUUGGGUUACGUAGCCGUGCGACUGGACAGUCAGACUCGAAACGCGGUUGGCUCUUUUUUGCUACAAGCCACGGUCUCGGGAUGGAUGCGUGUGUUGUUGAACGGUGGGCCGAGUCGUGUGUUCGUUGCAAACGAUGUUGAGCUUUUAGAAGAAGAAAUAGAAAUUCUUCGAGACUUUUUCAUCGCGGGAGGCAACGGCUUGGACGUCGCCGAAGUCACCGCUCGCAUCACGCCGAUGUCCGCCAUUCUGUCCAUGAUGAGCCUCUCCACGGACGACUUGUGCCAAAAUUACACCGAUUUGAGUCAAAAAGAGAUGCACACGCCGGUGUCAAACGCGGACGACACCGAUAUCAUAAAUAUCCACACCGCCGACGUCGUCUUGCGAGUGCUCUGCCACCGCGCAGAACACUCGGCGAGCAAGUGGAUCAAGGCACACUUUUCCAUACGCAAAACGGAAUCUGCCGGCAUGUUCGGUUUCAUGUAGUCGUCAUCAUUUCCACGCCUAUUCUCGAUUCGUAGACGACGACGACGCGUCGUCGCGCUCGCCGAGGAAGAAAUA
Ostreococcus lucimarinus CCE9901 is the source of this 2829-nucleotide messenger RNA. RefSeq lists its product with no specific name. The record is from RefSeq and is a predicted model, not a curated record. The coding region runs from base 1 to 2754 and encodes 917 amino acids. Lineage: Eukaryota; Viridiplantae; Chlorophyta; Mamiellophyceae; Mamiellales; Bathycoccaceae. The transcript has a single exon.